CCGGCGAGAGCGCGCGUGUGAUGCGCAGCCUCUAACAUGGCCGGCGCUCGGCCGCUCGGGGCCGCCUGGUGCUGGUGGUGGCUGGUGACUACGGCGGCCGCCACCGAGAUAGACCUGCUGGGCGCGCUAUCGCUACACAACGCGUCGCGGCCCGGCGUCACCUUCGCGCCGGGCAUGCAGCCGGAGCGGAUCGCAUAUGUAUUAGAAGGAGAUUCCCGAUCACUGGAAGUGGACAAGGAUGAGUUCGGCCGCGCGGUGCAGCUGGUGCGGCAGUCCCCCGAGUUCACCAUGAUGGCUACCGUGCGCCAGGAGCCCGGCAACACCGGCUCCAUCAUAUCCUUCUCUCACGGAUACAACAGGUACCUGGAGCUGCAGUCGAGCGGGCGGCGGGACGAGGUGCGGCUGCACUACGUGGCGGCGGGCGGCGCGGCGGUGCGGGUGGAGAGCUUCCCGUUCCGGCUGGCGGACGGUGCGUGGCACCGCGUGGCGCUGGCGGUGUCGGGCGCGCAGGUGACGCUGCUCGUCGACUGCCACGACCUGUACAAGCGCACCGUCGCGCCGCCCGACACCAACUUCAGCCAGCCGCAGCUCUCGCUGUGGGUAGGCCAGCGAAACAGCAAGCAUUCCAUGUUCAAAGGGUCGCUGCAGGACGUGCGGCUGGUGGGGGGCCCGCACGGCUACCUGCGCCAGUGCCCGGGCAUGGACUCCGUGUGUCCCACCUGCGGACAGUUCUCCCUGCUGCAGGCCACCGUCGUGCAGCUGGCCGAGACGCUGCGACAAACUAACCUCAAGAUAGACGAACUGCAGGAGCGCCUGGCGAAGUUAGAGGAGUGUGACUGUCAGAAGUCGUGCUACUUUAACGGCACCCUACAUCCUGAUGGCAGCUCGUGGCAAAAGGACUGCAACGUCUGCUCCUGCGUGCACGGGAACAUAACGUGCAGGCCAGUGGAGUGCGGCAAGGUGGGGUGCAAGAAUCCCGUCAUCAACCCCGGAGACUGCUGCCCGACGUGUCUCAGGCAGUGUUUCCUCAAGGGCACGCUGUACGAGCACGGCGAGCGGUAUCGGCCGAAGGAGUGCGCGGAGUGCGUGUGCCACGACGGGAACAUGCAGUGCACGCGCGUGGACCCCGACACCGCCUGCCCGCCGCUGCCCUGCGACCCCCAGGACCAGUUCACGGUGCUCGGCGAGUGCUGUCGAUUCUGUCCGGGCGUGGACUACUGCAGUUUAGGUCACACGUGCGAUGAUAACGCGACGUGUAUGAAUCUCAAUACCAUGUACACUUGUAAGUGCAAUUCUGGAUUUAAGGGCGACGGACAAACUUGUGAAGACGUGGACGAGUGUGAGUCGGAGGGCGGCCUGUACGGGCACCACUGCCACACCAACACGCGCUGCGUGAACGUCGUCGGCGGCUACGUAUGCCAGUGCCAGCCCGGCUACUCGCGCCGCGACAAGUACAACUGCGUUGAGGACGACGAGUGCGGCGCGAACACGCACGGCUGCCACGAGUUCGCGGAGUGCACCAACACGCCCGGCUCCUACACCUGCACCUGCAUGGACGGAUACGCUGGCGACGGACGCACCUGCACGCCGGUGUGCACGGGCGGGUGCCUGAACGGCGGCGUGUGCUCGGCGCCGGAGCGGUGCUCGUGCGCGCGCGGGUUCGCGGGCGCGCGGUGCGAGCGCGACGCGGACGAGUGCGCGGCGGCCGCGCCGUGCGUGCCGCGCGCCACGUGCGUCAACACGCCCGGCAGCUACUACUGCGUGUGCCGGGACGGGUACCGCCGCGACCCGCACCAGGACCACUGCCUAGACGUGGACGAGUGCGCGGAGGGUUUCCACACGUGCGCGCCGAGCGCGCGGUGCGUCAACACCGACGGCGGCUUCCGCUGCGAGUGCGACGCCGACAACUGCGAUCUCAGCUGCUCGUGGCAGGGGGGCGUGGUGUCGGACGGCGCGCGGUGGGCGGAGGCCGGCGGCUGCCGCGCGUGUUCGUGCCGCGCCGGCGUCGCGCGGUGCGAGCGCGCUCUCUGCGCCUGCGAUAUUGACAACACCACGCUCUCUCUGGCGAGCUCGGACAUGUCGGCGGCGCUGGCGCCGGCGGCGUGCUGCCCGCACUGCGACGAGCGGUUCCACUGCCGGCACCAGGAGAUGCACCACGUGCGCUUCCGCAGCGGCGAGCGCUGGCUCUACCAGUGCCAGAUCUGCGAGUGCCUGCUGGGUGAAGUAGACUGCUGGGAGCCGGCGUGCGCGGAGGCGGGGGGGUGCUGCGCGGGAGAGGGGGUGGCGGGGGGCGGCGAGGGCGCAGCGGGGGCGGGGGGGCCGCGCCGCCUGCAGCUGGCCGGCUGCGCGCCGCCGCACUGCCCCGACUGCCAGGGCGGGCAGUGUGCUACUUUGGUGAGCAAUCUCGCGUGUUGUGUGCAUCGGUAACCAUCCCCACUCUUCUUAUUCAUUCGUUUGCUAAUUAGGACCUUCAUGUGCGAACGUGGCUUUGUCGAACUGAAUAAUUGAGAAGUAAUUUAAAAAAUCAACUUUUAAAAUAAAUUUGUCAUAGAAUUUCAAUGCUUUCUUUGAACGGUAAUUGUGUUCAGUGAUUCGAACCGUCAUUAAACAUGUCCGAUAAUGCCACCGAUCAGGGACCCAAUUCUCUUACCUCGAAUUACGAUUCGGUUCGCAGUCUGCGACAGGCCGUAAACCGAACCGAGGUCCGAGCUUAUAGAACUGGUGCCCGAAUGUUUCAUAUCGAGGUAUCGUUAAAGU
Aricia agestis (brown argus) is the source of this 2757-nucleotide messenger RNA. Its product is annotated as protein kinase C-binding protein NELL1-like. The transcript is spliced from 17 exons. Gene Ontology annotation, molecular function: protein binding; calcium ion binding. Bases 37 to 2427 code for a protein of 796 amino acids. NCBI's taxonomy places the organism in Eukaryota, Metazoa, Arthropoda, Insecta, Lepidoptera, Lycaenidae. The record is from RefSeq and is a predicted model, not a curated record.